Molecule: messenger RNA, 1976 nt
Organism: Trifolium pratense (red clover)
Lineage: Eukaryota; Viridiplantae; Streptophyta; Magnoliopsida; Fabales; Fabaceae
Product: exonuclease 1
Exons: 12
Coding region: 29-1786 (585 amino acids)
Molecular function (GO): 5'-flap endonuclease activity; metal ion binding; protein binding
Source: RefSeq, a predicted model, not a curated record
CAGAAACAAAAACCUACGAACAUUGCAAAUGGGUAUCAAAGAUCUUCUCAGAUUCAUGAAACCUUAUGUUGAACCCAUUCACAUCAAGAACUACGCUGGCAAACGGGUGGGUAUUGAUGCAUAUUCAUGGCUUCAUAAAGGGGCUUAUUCAUGUAGUAUGGAGCUUUGUCUUGAUUCUGAUAGUGAAAGGAAAUUGCGGUAUAUUGAAUACUUUAUGCAUAGAGUGAAUUUGCUUCGGUACUAUAAAGUGACACCUGUUGUUGUUUUUGAUGGUGGCAAUGUUCCUUGCAAAGCAGCAACUGAGAAAGAGAGGAACAAAAAAAGAUAUACUUAUCGUGAGUUGGCGAUGAAUAAGCUCAAAGAAGGGAAUGUUAAUGCUGCUUCUGAGCUCUUUCAGAGAGCAGUGAAUAUUACUCCUGUUAUGGCACAUAAACUAAUUCAGACUUUGAAAUCCGAGAACAUUGAGUUUGUUGUAGCUCCAUAUGAAGCAGAUGCUCAGCUAGCAUACUUGUCCAACCUUGAAACUGAAAAGGGCGGCAUUGCAGCAGUGAUCACAGAAGAUAGUGAUCUGAUAGCGUAUGGUUGUCCAGCUGUUAUCUUUAAGAUGGAUCGUGAGGGAAAUGGCGAAAGAAUAGAGUUAGAGAAAGUUUUUUCUGCUGUAUCUUGUAAACCUUCAUUUCGGAAUUUCGAUAUGAAACUUUUCACAGGUAUGUGUGUUUUAGCUGGCUGUGAUUUUCUUUCAUCUGUUCCUGGCAUUGGUGUUGCUCGAGCUCAUGCCCUUGUUUCGAAGUAUCAGAAUAUCGAUCGUAUCUUAUCUGUUCUUAAGUUUGAGAAAGGCGAUCAAAUGCCAGAAGAUUACGCCAAAUCCUUCAAUGAUGCACUUGCGGUCUUUCAGCAUGCUCGAAUAUAUGAUAUCAAUACCAAAGAACUCAAGCACAUGAAGCCUCUUCCGGAAAAUUUUCUGGAGUCACUUAACGAAAACCUUGAUUUUUUGGGACCAGAAAUUCCCUCAACUAUAGUCAAAUCAAUAGCUGAAGGAAACUUGAAUCCAUCAACUAAGGAAGCCUUUGACGAGUCUGAGUGUUCUAGACUUCCUUUACUCCCUAUUGAUCCUAAAUCCAUUGGUCAACUCAGGAAAAGUGAAGUUCCAGGACCAUUUAAACAGGAAAAUUGUUUUUCAGUCUUUGGCUCUCAGAACUUCAAUGAAAAUUGUACAGUUACAACGCUUUCAGAUAAAGAUAAGUAUUCAAAUGAAGCAUCGGCACUUCAGAAACUAAUCAUGCCAUUGAAAACAAACGAAACAAUAAAAAAGACCAUUACAUGUGAUAAAACUCCUUUGAAGGUUCCUGACAACAACCCUUUUAGGAUAAGAAAACAUGUUGAGGAGGAGGAGGAGGAGAAAUUAAAUUUCUUUCAGAAAGAUGAAACAGUUGAAGAAAUUUCUAAUGUAAGCAGUGUUGAAGAAAUUUCUAUUGAUCUUGAUGAUUACAUGUCACCAAAUAACAUCCAAGAAAAAGGGUCUAACAAUUUGUCAAGGAAAAGGAAAUUUGAGAAUGUUUGCUUGGAUAAAGUAGAAGCUAGUGAUGAACAAGUUUCAGGAGUGACUGAAGUGGAAAAUUGUGAUGCUUUAUGCUUGAAUAUGGAGUCACAAGAAAGUGUAAAGUCUAAGAUUAGGAAUAAUGAUUUGAAAGGAAGUGGUGGAAGUGAAAAGAAAUCCAAGAUAAGUAACUCCAAGAAAAAAGGGAGUAAUAUUAGAACUAUUUUGAAUUUCUUUUCAAGAGUGUAAUCAUUCAAUAUGCUCAUGAAUUUUGUUGUAUCCUAUUUAGAAUUUAAUGUAUUUUUCUCAAGUCAUUCAUAAUCUGCGAAAAUGAGCUAACUGGUCACGUGUGUAGCACUAAAUAUAUAACACCGACACUUCAGAUUGAAAGUGUGUCAAACACUGACAUGAAACCAAUACAUGUGACUAUAUUUAAUAA